AUGCUUUCUCUCUCCAGAUUUCGACUUCCUUUGGUAGCUAUCCAACGCCGUUCCCUCACUACCAAUACCAAAAGGGUCCGUGGCCCUCAACCUAUUGCUUCUCAUGAGGUUAUCAAUUUGGAGCUUGACAUUAAGAAUCCUGAAGCCAAGAAAGUCUAUACUGUUCGUCCUGUCACAUUUUGGAUGGAUAAGGUCCUUGAGACCGAAAAUAAGAAAUCCUUGACCGAUAAUGUAUUUGAAGAUCGUCCCCAAAUUAUGAAAAAGAUGUCUGAUAGUUAUAUUGAGGAACUUCUUCCUUUCAAAUCAUCUCCUGACCUACUCGAUAAAUAUGUCACAGCAAAGGGAACCAUUAGAAUUGGCAAGAUCCUUGAAGAUCUCGAUGCCUUGGCAGGUGCAAUCUCCUACAAGCACAUUGAUACUUUCACUCCAGGUCCUCCCGUCACAAUUGUUACUGCAUCUGUAGAUCGCAUGGAGAUCCUCAUGCCAAGCACUGUUGAAGACAUGAAGAUUUCAGGCCAUGUGGCUUAUGUAGGCAGUAGUAGUAUGGAAGUAUUUGCCAAGGUGGAAACAAUUCCUCGAUAUGACCCCAGUAAACCCCACUUUUCUGAGUCGAACCCCGAAUUCUCUAUUACCAAGCCGACACCAAAUACCGUUAUCUUUGCUCGAUUUACCAUGGUAGCCAGAAACUCCAUUACUGGAAAGGCUGUCAAGGUCAACCCUAUGGUCCUCGAGAAUGCUGAAGAGAAAAAGCUGUUUAUGUAUGCAGAAGAUUGUAAAACAAGAAAGCGACUUGCUGGUGAAAAGGAUUUAAGCAAAAUCCCUCCCACUGCUGAUGAGCGCUUAACAAUUCAUGACAUCUAUAUAAAAAACUUGAAGGACGAAGAAACUGGACCCAACCCAAACACCGUGCCAAUGGAAAGCACUUGUUUACAAAGUGUAUUCCUGAUGCAACCUCAGAACCGCAACAUUCAGAACAACGUGUUUGGUGGCUAUCUUAUGAGAAGAGCAUAUGAGCUUGCACACUCCACUGGUUCUAUGCUUGUCAAGUCUCAAAUCAGUUGCCUUGCUUUGGAUGAGAUUGUGUUUAAAAAGCCCGUUUCUGUCGGAUCUUUGCUCAACCUGUCUUCAAAGGUUAUUUAUUCCCAAGGUGAACCUAGCAAAUCCUUCCAAGUGAGCGUCACUGCUAGAGUCAAUAAUAUCGAGGCUGGUACUUCUUAUGUCACAAACACUUUCUUCUUCACCUUUGCAAGCAACGAUAAGGCUGUGCCGAAAGUACUUCCAAAGACAUACGCCGAGAGUAUUCUGUACCUCGAGGGAAAGCGAAGACGGGAAUAUGGUCUUAAGGCCAAGAAAUCACUGCUCGCAUUGAUGCAGGGCUCAUCAGAAUAA
Messenger RNA from Phycomyces blakesleeanus NRRL 1555(-), 1389 nucleotides. RefSeq lists its product as hypothetical. The record is from RefSeq and is a predicted model, not a curated record. Gene Ontology annotation, biological process: acyl-CoA metabolic process. Gene Ontology annotation, molecular function: fatty acyl-CoA hydrolase activity. Gene Ontology annotation, cellular component: mitochondrion. Lineage: Eukaryota; Fungi; Mucoromycota; Mucoromycetes; Mucorales; Phycomycetaceae. Bases 1 to 1389 code for a protein of 462 amino acids. The transcript has 9 exons.